UAUUGGUGAACAAGAUAAAUCGUUAAACCGCUUAUGGUCUAAAUCGUUACUCACGCACUACAACAAAUCGCACAACACACAGAACAAGAACGAGGAAAGCAGCAGAGCCGAGAGAAGGGGAAAAAGUCAGCAAUGGCGGAUUUAUUUGCAUGGCUGAUUUCCUUUUUUCUCGUCAUAGCUGUUAUCGGUAUUAUACUUUUUGAGCUAAUGUGCUUGGCUGACCUUGAGUACGAUUAUAUCAAUCCAUAUGAUUCAGCAUCUAGAAUCAAUAAGGCUGUUUUGCCUGAGUUUGUUGUUCAAGGAGUUUUGUGCUUCCUCCAUCUGAUUACAGGACACUGGGUUAUGUUUUUGCUGUGUGUUCCGUGUACAUACUAUAAUGUAACACUUUAUACUAGGAGGCGGCACUUGGUAGAUGUAACUGAGAUAUUCAACCAGCUUCCUUGGGAGAAGAAGGUAAAAUUGUACAAGCUAGGAUACCUGGUCAUCCUUCUGGCUUUGACAAUUUUCUGGAUGAUUUGGACCAUUGUGGAUGAAUGAGCUCUCUGGUUUUGCACCUAUUUGUUAUACAUUCUGUGAGCUCUUGUUUUUGUACAUGGAAGUAUUUCAAUUCGCCUGGGCCCAUUUGAUGCUAAAAGAGAUCAAUUCCAUUCUUCUAGAAGUAGAAGAACAAUGUAUCUUGUCCAAUUCUUUUACUAGGGAUGUUCUAUACACUGACUGAAAACUAUAAUGAAACCUCAUUUGGAGCCUAGGGGCUGGUAAAACAUGUUGUAGGAACCAGAAGAUAAACUAGGAAAACGAAGUGAGUACUUAUAGAGCCAAUGGAAAAUCCAGUGUUUCUUCUCAUACAACAGGAAGUAGCAAAACUGUUAUCGAAUGCAGUUGAUUCUGUAGUUAUCUUGGGUUCCAGUGAAAAAGGAAAGUUAUUCA
Molecule: messenger RNA, 927 nt
Organism: Sesamum indicum (sesame)
Lineage: Eukaryota; Viridiplantae; Streptophyta; Magnoliopsida; Lamiales; Pedaliaceae
Product: protein cornichon homolog 4
Biological process (GO): vesicle-mediated transport
Source: RefSeq, a predicted model, not a curated record